GAUAGAGACAUCCGUAGCAGCUUAGACUUGUCUAUCGUUACCAACAGCUAGACUGUUUGACUGACCAGCCCUGUCUGGUUAGCGUCAGUGUUCUGACCAGGGAAGUGCAACGAAGUAUAAUUUGAUGAGGACAGUGUUUUAGUAGUCUCCACCUGUUAUUUGCUACAUCGAGGGGCUAAGUUAGCUAACGUCAACGUUUACGGUUGCUAGCUCACGUUAGCUACCAUUAAUUGUGUUAGUCUCUGCCCCUGCUGCGUAUCAUAGCAAGCUUUACAGGUUGUCAACAUGAUGCAGUGAGUGAUGCACAGCGUGUUGAUAUUAAUAAUGGCCAUUUGGGGGGUGCAAGGAUGCUCCGAUUCAGAGAGCUGCCCGACGCAACCGCCCAAUUCCACCUCCAGGGACUUCUGUUACUCGGCCCGCAUUCGCAGUACAGUGCUCCAGGGCUUGCCUUUCGGUGGGGUUCCUACUGUCCUCGCCCUUGACUUUAUGUGCUUCUUGGGGCUGCUGGUUGUGUUCUCCUUCUUGAGAAAAGUAGCAUGGGACUAUGGGCGCCUGGCUCUGGUGACUGACGCUGACAGAAGAAUGGAUCAACGGUACAGUCGCCUGGAUGAUCGGGAAUAUGUGGCGUCUGCCAUGACUUCAGAGACACCGGAGCGCUAUGAGCGCCUCACCUCAGUUUCCAGCUCUGUGGACAUUGAUCAGAGAGACACAGGCUUCUGUUCCUGGCUAACUGCUAUCUUCCGCAUCAAGGAUGAAGAGAUAAGGGAGAAGUGUGGUGAGGAUGCAGUACAUUACUUGUCCUUCCAGCGCCACAUCAUUGGCCUGCUGGUAGUGGUGGGCGUACUCUCUGUGGGCAUCAUCUUACCUGUUAACUUCUCGGGAAACCUACUAGAAAACAAUGCCUAUAGUUUUGGGCGAACCACUAUAGCAAAUUUGGAUACGGAUAAUACACUACUGUGGCUGCACACCACCUUUGCAUUUCUCUACCUGUUACUGACAGUGUACAGCAUGAGACGGCACACCUCCAAGAUGCACUACAAGGAGGAUGAUCUAGUGAAACGCACUUUAUUUGUCAAUGGAAUUUCCAAAUACGCAGAGGAGUCUGAGAUAAAGCAACACUUUGAGCUUGCAUAUGAAAACUGUGUCGUACUGGAGGCUCGUAUCUGUUACAAUGUGGCCAGGCUGAUGUAUCUCAACUCUGAGAGGAAGAAGACAGAGCGCAGCAAGAAAUUCUUUGUUGACCUGCAGGCCAAGGAGCAUAUUCCCACCAUGAUCAAUCCAAAACCCUGUGGACACCUUUGCUGUUGCAUCAUCAAAGGCUGUGAGCAGGAAGAGGCUGUGAGCUACUAUACGAAGCUAGAGGCACAACUGAAAGAUGACUACAGGAAGGAGAGAGAAAAGGUUAACAGGAAGCCCUUAGGAAUGGCCUUUGUUACCUUCCAAAACGAGUCCAUCACCGCCAUAAUCUUGAAAGACUUUAAUGCUUGCAAGUGUCAGGGCUGUCAGUGUCGUAGGGAGCCGAAGAGCUCUCAAUUCAGCGCCAAGCUCCAUACACACAACUGGACUGUCAGCUACGCCCCUGAUCCACAGAACGUCUACUGGGAGCAUCUGUCAGUGGGAGGAUUCUCCUGGUGGAUCCGCUGCUUGAUCAUCAACAUUGUCCUCUUCCUCCUCCUCUUCUUCCUCACCACCCCGGCCAUCAUCAUCUCCACCAUGGAUAAGUUCAACGUCACCAAACCAGUGGAGUUCCUAAAUAAUCCAAUCAUCACCCAGUUCUUCCCCACCCUCCUCCUGUGGUCCUUCUCUGCCUUACUUCCUACCAUUGUGUACUACUCUGCCUUCUUCGAAGCCCACUGGACCCGGUCAGGAGAGAACAGGACCACAAUGCAUAAGUGUUACACUUUCUUGAUCUUCAUGGUCUUGUUGCUGCCCUCCCUCGGGCUCAGCAGUUUGGAUGUUUUCUUCCGCUGGCUUUUUGACAGACGAUUCUUGGCAGAUGCCAAAGUCAGAUUUGAGUGUGUGUUCCUUCCUGACAACGGAGCCUUCUUUGUGAACUACGUCAUUGCGUCUGCAUUCAUUGGUAAUGCCAUGGACCUGCUGAGGAUCCCUGGUCUACUUAUGUACAUGAUCCGCCUCUGCCUGGCUCGCUCUGCCGCAGAGAGGAGGAACGUCAAGAGGCACCAGGCCUAUGAGUUCCAGUUCGGGGCAGCUUACGCCUGGAUGAUGUGUGUCUUCACCGUGGUUAUGACCUACAGCAUCACCUGUCCAAUCAUUGUCCCUUUCGGGCUGAUGUACAUGUUGCUGAAACACCUUGCAGACAGAUACAACAUGUAUUAUGCAUAUCUGCCAUCCAAACUGGACAAGAAGAUCCAUUCUGGAGCCGUCAACCAAGUGGUGGCCGCUCCUAUUCUCUGUCUCUUUUGGCUCCUGUUCUUUUCCACUGUUCGCUCGGGAUUUUCAGCUGCAACGUCCAUGUUCACGUUCGUAGUUCUGAUCAUCACAAUCAUUAUCUGCCUCUCUCACGUCUGCUUCGGACAUUUUAAAUAUCUCAGCGCUCACAAUUACAAGAUUGACACCCAGGACGUAGAUGGGGUGGAGAAUGGACGUCCAGUGUGUACUUCCGCCUCCAACAAGGCAGCACAAAUGUACAUUGCUCAGGUACUUCAAGACCCAAAUUCAGAGGAGGCCGGCUCAGGUAGUGGUGAGGACGACGGCCAGGGAUCCUCGCAGGACGAGGAAAUAAUCAAUGUUGAAAAUGGCCUGAAUGAGGACUUCCAGUCUGGUGAGGACAGCCUCAUUGAUAACGAAGUGCGGCACUGAUGCUGCCUGGAACAGAAAGAAAAUACCCUAAGUUUAACUUAGGAGUAGGAGGAGUGCACUGAAUAUGUGAAUUAAACCAGGAACUGAACCAACAGUUCUCCAAAGCAUCUCAACCUCCAUGGAGGGACUGUACACUAACAUAAGCACACUGUCUACUAAGGAUUAAAUGGAUUGUUGCUCAAGGACCCUUCACUGGGUCUCACCAAACAACGUCUUCUGUCUGUGUACCUGCAGAGGAAACCUACUCUGACAAUGCAAGGGCAGCAACAUCCUUCUGCCCAAAUAUAGCCGAGGCACACCCGAAACACUGCACAUGGACCCUUGAAAGAAAGACACUAAUGCACAAAUGAAGAAUAUUUUGCCUUGUCUUGUUAGGGGAGUGAUAUCCUGCCUGUAUUUCCUUAACAUUAUUGCACUUGAAAGAGAGGACAUGUCCUAUAAGCUCGAGUUUCACUAAGGUACUGUUAUACAGCAUGCCUUCAUGUUCAAAGGGUGGAGGGAGUUUCCUGUAAUGCUUUGCCAGUAUCUCUAAUCGUCUACUACUGUAGAUACCUCCCUGAAUAAGCAGCUGGUGUGAGAGGAGAACAAGAGUUUUCCCCACCUCCAGAUAGCUUGUCUGUGCAGAUGUAAUGCUCUCUAAAUGGUUCUUCCAAUUCCAUAAAAACCUUUAAAAAAAAGAAAAAAAAAGAAAAGAAAAACAAAAAAAAUCAUUGCUACUAACAGUCCUGGACACUUUGACACUGUACAGCUACAAAACUCUGGAUUUGUUUUUUGUUUUUGUUUUUUUUAAGCCGUUUUGACAUGGUAUUUAUUUGUAGGCACUGAAUUUUAAUGCUAUCAAGCUUGAUACACCCCUAAACUGUGGAAGAAGGUAAUUCGUAUCUUGGCACACUACAUUGAUAAAGACCUUUUUGGCGUCCGGUCUCUGAGCCUGUGUUGGGAGUUGCUGUUGGACUGCUGCUACUGAUGCUGCCCCCAGUAGGGGGAAAUCUUUGCACAGCUGCUGCAGGAGGACUGGAGGCCAGGAGCCUGCUGAUCCUUUUGUGUUACUCAGAGGAUGGAGAGAAAGGCCUUUUGGGCUGUUUCUAGGUCAGUUUCAGAUGAUACUCAUUGUGACUGGUUCUCUUAAUCUGUCGUUUUCAGGUGUAUCUUUUUGUCCACGUGUUUACGUCUUUAGACACUUUGAAAUUAGCAUUCAGUUCAGUUGGCUACUGAUAGUUCCACGAAUGAACUAGUCUACAGUGUAUGUUAUCAGUCGGCCCUCUGUCAAGUCCUUUUCAGUGUAAACUUUUUUGUAGACACUUCAUCUUGUAGGUAGCAUAUUUUAAGUUCCAGUGGUCACUGAGCAUUGUUUUCCCAUUUGCCAGGACUCUGUGCAGAGUUGUAGAUUGAUUUGCUCCAAUUGCACAGUGUUGGUGAUAACAUAUCUUAGGCUAGGCCACUCAAGAGACUUACAGCAGCGUAUAGGGCCCAGACCCAUUUAUAGUCAUUUUCAAACCUGAACUUUAUGCAAUUGAAUGCUACCAUGCCCCCUUCCCCCAUUGAAAACAAAAUGUAAGAUAUGUUCAUUAUGUUGCGUCUUCAGAUGUUAUGAAGUAAUAAGUAUCACCCCACAACUGAACCGUUUGCAAAUCCAGUUACUAGCUUUGUGAGGCCUCUGCCAGAGCAAUAGAAAUGUACUACAACUCCACGCAGAUCAAAUGCUAAUCACAUAUGUGAUCUGCCUCAGCCAUAUUAAGCAGCUUCUAAUCAGGUGUCAUGAAGACAAAAAUACACACACACACACACACCAAGUAACAAAUGAUAAUGUGAAAUGCAGUGCCCACCAGUUAUGACUUAACUCAGGACUCAUCAAGCUUCUUGUUUCUGUCAUUUCAUUUCAUCCUUAGUCAAGACAACACUAUGAGCUGCCCAAUUAAACAUAAAGAAGAUUGUUGGUAAAGCAAAGCAAAGUGCUGCAGACACGGUACCACUGCAGUCUGCCACUAUGGACCAGUUACUAUUGGACCAUAAUAUUGAAACCUGUAUUGUCCAGCUGCUCAGAGAACCACUGUGGGAAAAGUGCACUAAUCUUACUUUCACUUGUAUGAUUGACAGAGAAGGGCACGCCUUUUGUGGGUGUGACAAACCUUAAUUUGUUGGUGGGUAUAUUAGCACCACAUGGGUAUAUUAUUAUGGUACUAACAAGAGAAUUGUUUGACGCCAUUGAGUGUGGUGCUCUUCCAGUCAUGAUAAGGUGAUUUUAUAUUUUAUACCUCUUCAUUUUUAUACCUCCGAGAUGUCUUGAAAUCUCUGAAUGUGUCCUGUCAAAAUAACAUAUACUGUCCAGCUUUGAGGGAGAUGCUUAAAAAUAUCAUCUUGUCUAACAAUUUCCUGUACUUAAACGCUGAAUGUAGGUUAAUUCCACAACUUUUGGUCAAAUGAAAGUGGCUUAAAGCAACAGCGUGAUGGCUGUAUUUAAACCGCUUCAAAAGGACGGUUCACUAGCUAACCAGAAAUUGUAUGUUUUGUACUAUGACAAAACUUACCGGUGUCCAGUCACAUCUCAUGGCAUUUCAUUUGAGUACACAUGUGCAUUUGUCAGUCUGAUGGUUGCAAUGAUUUCCAGUAGUCUUUUGCUAAUUCCAAGUCAACGAGCCUCAAGAUGAGUAAUUUUUUCCAAAUUAUCUUCAUAAUGUCUGUAAAGACAGCAGGGCUCACUGGGAAUAAAUGGAUUGUUUUUUGUAAACAGCCAAGCUCUCUCUAACAGAAGUUCUCAGCUUGUUUCUUCGAUGUUUUCAGAAAGCGUAGAAAAACGUGUCUGCGUCUCAAAACUGUGCACAAUUAGAAUGUGUUUUUGUGUGCUUUGACUUUUUUUAGUUUUACAUUUUUCUAGAUAUGAAGAGUAACAGUAGCCGAUUUCAGCAUUCGAUGUCUCAUUUUAUUAUUCUUUCCAAAGGGCCGUCUGUACAUCAGAUAUAUACUGUAUGUAUCUGUCCUUUCCCCCAGCUCUUUGAACAAUAAAUCUGUAUUU
This is a messenger RNA of Chelmon rostratus (copperband butterflyfish), 5833 nucleotides long. It is a transcript of the gene tmem63ba, whose product is annotated as transmembrane protein 63Ba. Bases 301 to 2820 code for a protein of 839 amino acids. Gene Ontology annotation, molecular function: nucleic acid binding; calcium-activated cation channel activity. Gene Ontology annotation, cellular component: plasma membrane. The record is from RefSeq and is a predicted model, not a curated record. The transcript has 24 exons. NCBI's taxonomy places the organism in Eukaryota, Metazoa, Chordata, Actinopteri, Chaetodontiformes, Chaetodontidae.